CACAGAAAGACCCCGGCCUGAUGGUGGAAUUGAACUCAGGACCGUCUUGCUGUGCGGCAACAGUGCUAACCACCGUGCCACCGUGCUGCCCUAUUAGGAUUAUAUAUAACUUUAUACCUGUGGUAAUCAUGGCAAAGUUUCUGAAGGCUGAUGGCUUCUUGAUCCGCUCAGAUUCUAGUUACUGGUUCUCACAGCGGUAAGGUAAAACAUUAACCUGCCAUGACCAUCCCACUUAAGAUCCAACUCCACAGGGCUGAGGGAGAGGAAACAUUGUUGCAAUGGCAGAUGAGUUUACAUCAACUGAGUUGGCCAUUUUUGCACCCAUCCCAGACCAGUCUUAAUGGCAGCUAGACCCCAAUGGUCAGUCAGGCCAAGCUAUGCUACAACUCAUUAUCAAGUGCUGCAUAAACUUUGAGUCUGACUUGUCUGUAAUCUGUGGGCUCGACCAGGAUUUCUGUUGCUGAGCUUAGCAGGCUGGAAUCCUCCCAAAAGUGGUGCAUUGACAGAGUUAGUGAUCAUCUUUGUUGUAAUAGGGACAAAAGACCUUAAAUGACUACUUUCUUGGGAUAAAGGAGGAUUUACGUUGACAAAGUGGUCAGUUCUGCUGCCUGACAAAAUUAAAGAAAGAGCUUUGCAAAACAAAAUUUGGAUGGGAUGAAGUAAUACUAGAAAGCAGGUUGAAACAGUGGAAAGGUUAGCUGAAUGAUUUACAGAUGGACCAUCUUUAAAUGUGGCUGUGAUAAAGUGUUAUCAUCCCUUAUGAUGAAAGAACAACCAAUUCUAGCAAGUGGGUAAUUUUCUCUCUGUAGGGACCUCUACUGGUGGAAAACCAGGUAACCAACCAGUAGAAUUAAUUCUAAUGAAAGCAGUUACGUAACUUUCAUUAUCACUACAACUAUAGCUGUCAGUUCACAUAUAUUAUCCUCAACAUAGCUCUGCAAUUUUGAAUGCUUUUAAACCAUCACCAAGAUUUUGGUGUUAUGUUACAAUGUGUUGCAUGAAGCUUGAUAACACAAGUAGAAGUUUUAUUCCUCAUGUUGGCGUUUAAGUUGCUAGUGCUGGGUUGAACUCUCGGUCACCCUCAGAGUUGCUUUCAUUCUCAUGGUAGACUCAACAGGGAAACAUUUCUCAGUGAAUCUGGUGCAUGUGAUAUUAUGACUGGACAUGAUAGUAAAUAAGUAAAACUUUAUUUGUAUAGUACAAUUUAAGAUAUAAAAUCAGUGCUUCACAACAGCCAACAGUUAAUUUAAAAAAUAAUUUAAAAAAACCCAAGAGAAAUUAAUAGAAAGCAGAUUUAAAGCAUGACAGAGUUGCUGCUGCAGUUGUGUGGAACCUGGUGUGGUUUUCUGUUGCUGUUAGCUCCUCUGUUUCAAGGUGUGAUGUGUUGUGUGUUCACGUUGAAAUGAGAAACUUUCAAAAAUACAGAUUUACAAAUAAUGUUGCUACAGUAAAAGCUUUAAUUUUUUAACUCUUUCCUUCACCUGAAUUGUUUCCAUUAGGAAUUUAAGGUGAACUUGUUCAACAAAUACAGAUACAGUCACACAAGCAGAUAUUAAAAUAACAUAAUUUUACUGAACUGAUAAGAAAAUGAGCUGUAGGUAGCGCAAAAUCCUGAUAUGAGGAAAGGAACAGAAAGGACCUACAGCCCACCAAAAAAAAAAAAAAAAAAAAAAAGAUGCGGAAGGGGGAGUGACGGUUGUAUAGAAGCACAGGGCUGACUCUGGGCGCAGGUCCAAGAAUUAGGAAAUGGGGAAAGUCACACUGCCAAGGAGGAAAUACAAGGAGAACAAACAAGGUGAGGAAUGAUUUUGAGAACAGGCAACGACGAAAGUCGAGUAAAAAAAGAACAAAAAACAUGCGGAUAGUAUUUGAGGAGCAAGAUUUAAGAAGCUCAUAAACAUUUACAGUAUUACUACUAUUUCAUUUAGAUUGUUACUUUCUUUAGAUAUUUAUGUUCACUUUUUUCUUUUUAAUUGGGUUCUUUUUCUUUCUAAUAAAGGCGUAUAGGGCAAACCGUUUUAUUCGAUUUUUCCCGAAUGAUUUCCGCUAGUAUUCUGACGUAUGACAAUGACUUGGUCACGCCCAGACAGCAAAAUCAAGUAGAAAAAUAGCAGCAGAGGAGAAGGCUCCGAGUGCACUUGCAGACGCACGGAUUCUAUUUCUCAACUGGUGUGGACAAACGGGGAACAUACUGGCCACACUUCAGCCUCGAGUUGGGAACUGGUUUCACCUCCACUGGCUGGAUGGAGCUGUUAAAACAUUUUAAAAAGAAGUUGGUUCUCGUCUUCAUCACUGCACUCUUCCUCUUUUUGGUCUUCACUAUGAAAACGCCCAGCACAUACAACUCAAUCCCAAAACCAUCUGGGCCGCCAAGUGCUUGCUCCAUGAGGAUAUCCGAGCAGACCAUCACGCCACUUAACAAUACCAAGCACUUACUGGUGUCAGCUUACAUGGACCAAAGAGUGAAGGAUUUUGAUAUACGCAUCAUUGGCAUAUUUAGGAGAGACUCCAUCCAACCCCUUCACUGCUUUUUCUGCUGUACUGGUUAUUUGAGUAAAACCACUCCAGCAACAAUUUUACAGCAUCCAGAUAACUUUGGUUUUCCCUUUGUCACUACGGAUGUCAUGUGUCAGAUUCCUCAGAACUGCAAUGCGACACAUGUCACUCUCUUGACUACACCAGACAAAGAGAGUCAGUCUACUGAUCAAUGGCUCCCAAUAAGAAACAAAGACACAAUUGGACAGAAGGAAGAAAACAUGCAGUUUGACUUCACAGUCUGCAUCUCUAACCUCUUUGGUGACUACAACAAUGUGCUUCAGUUUGCACAGACUCUGGAGAUGUACAAGUUGCUGGGUGUGAACAGAGUGGUGAUCUAUAACACCAGCUGUGGUCCAGAGCUCAAUCGCCUGUUGCAGAGUUACAGCGACGAGGGCUUUGUGGAAAUGGUUCCUUGGCCCAUUGACAAGCAUCUGAAUCCAUCUCGUGGCUGGCUUCACUCAGAGCAUGGAGGGGAUUUGCAUUACUAUGGCCAACUGACCACACUUAAUGAGUGCAUUUACAGAUCAAUGGAGCGUUCUCGCUAUGUCCUGUUGAAUGACAUUGAUGAGAUUAUAAUGCCAUACCAGCACGAUGACCUGAUGUCUUUGAUGAACACGCUCCGAAAUCAGCAUCCAAAUGCAGGGGUAUUCCUUAUUGAGAAUCAUAUUUUCCCAAAGAAACACUUUGAGCCAAGCGGACGGUUUCACCUGCCUCAGUGGAACGGGGUGCCAGGAAUUAAUAUUCUGGAGCACAUCUACAGGGAGGACCCCGCCAGAAACAUAUACCAUCCACACAAGAUGAUAGUUCGGCCAGGAAUGGUGGAGGGGACUUCAGUCCAUGAAGUGAUCAAGAAUUUUGGAGAACGCUACAAGGUUCCACUAGAUGUUUGUCGGAUCAUUCAUGUCCGUGUGGCUCUACAGGGAUCAUUAACCCUGGAGCAACUUAAUGUGGAUAAACGACUGUGGGACUUUCAGGAAAAACUCAUUCCCAACGUGGACAAGGUGUUGAAGAGGGUGGGGAUGUUGAACUUGACAUAGAACUAAUGGAUAAGAUGUACAGGCACUACGAUGGACACUUGUUAAACACAGUGAAUCAGAUCGUGAAUGAGCAUCUUUGAAUCAGGGGCAUUUGUGAAUUCAUUGUGUCAUUGUUUUCUGAAUAGUUUGCUUAUUUUGCACCAAGUGCCAGUAAAAUCCCUACACUUACCUGAAUAUGGCUUAAUUGCCUACCUUGAAUAACUACAAGCGUUUUGAAGAACACAUUGUGUGAUAUGAGUGUGACCAUUUAAAUAGUCCUUAAUAUAAAACUGUUGACUUGAAGAACUGCAAAUAUUUUAACUGUCCUACCUAUGCCACCUGAAAAGAGUAGAAACAUUUACUAAAUCCACAAUAUAACGUCCCAUAGAAUUUGCCCAGUUGUCAGGUUGGAAGAAUCAGAGAUGGGGAAAGCAUUUUUAUCUGGGGUGGCUGUAGCUCAGGAGGUAGAGCAGGUCACCUAUUAAUUGUAAGGUUGGUGGUUUGAUCCCUAUCGAGUCACCACAAUAUGCCAAGUAUUCUUUGGCAAGACAAUAACGCCAAGUGUCUCUGUAAUGUGUUAGAUAAAAAGAUCUUAGGGAAUAAAGUUUAAAUACUAUUUUGAGAGUAAAGUCAACAUGUAAAUACAAGGUCUUGAAAGACGAGGCCCUUCCUCCUAAGGUCUAAGGAUAAUGUUGGUAAUAUAAAAUUCUUAUAUAUUUUAUCAUUUGUUGUGACCUUGACCCAGUUUUCCCCAAAAUGAAAGGCUCAUGCUGUUAUUGGUAUGAACCAUCACAGUUUGAAAAUGAUAUCUUAGACCCGUACUCGCAUUCCAGCCUUUACAUUCAUUACAUAAUUUACAUUCAAUAACUAGAGACGGUUGUGUGAGAAAAGUAAAUAAGCAUUUUGUGAAAUACUCAGAACAGCCAGAUUGGCACCAACAACCAUGACACGUUCACUAAAAACACCUUUGUUCACCAUUCAAAUACUGUUUUGACUUCAGGGAGUUGUCUUGACCAUGGUCGUGUCCAAAUUCAUGGGCUGCAUCCUCCUGAGGCCGCAUUUGUAGACAGCGAUGCGCCGAAGGCUGUCCAAAUUCGUAGACUCCUCCGAAUGUAGCCGACAAAUACGUCCUCCUUUU
Molecule: messenger RNA, 4692 nt
Organism: Haplochromis burtoni (Burton's mouthbrooder)
Lineage: Eukaryota; Metazoa; Chordata; Actinopteri; Cichliformes; Cichlidae
Exons: 5
Coding region: 2244-3575 (443 amino acids)
Source: RefSeq, a predicted model, not a curated record